Messenger RNA from Cercopithifilaria johnstoni, 471 nucleotides. NCBI's taxonomy places the organism in Eukaryota, Metazoa, Nematoda, Chromadorea, Rhabditida, Onchocercidae. The record is from the annotation of a GenBank genome assembly.
AUGCGUGAAUUGGUACCAGUAGAUUUACCAUGGAAGAGAAGUGAAGAGAUAUAUCGACAAGCGCAAUAUUUCUGCAUUAAACCUGAUAGAAGUUCGGUUAAAUGUAAAUCACCGUUGGGUUGCUAUCAGAUUCGAUAUACUUCACUUGCAGUAUCCAAUAAUCUUCCGGCUGGUUGCAUAUCAGAUAUUGAUGAAACAUUAUUGGAAAAAUAUCCAUAUUUAGCAUUAUGCUCAAGUUAUUUAAAAAAUGGAUUUGCCAGAAAAUGCUUCUAUACGGAUACACGUGAUGAAGAAACAGCUAUGCCAUUGAUAGUAUGUUGCUGUAAUAUGAAUCCUUAUAAUGAUUGUCCGUUACAUGCUCGUAUAAGUAAUUUAGGAUAUGUUUAUAAAACGAAUGAAAGGAAAAGAUUGAAAUCUGAAAUAUCAUUUGAAAAGAAGAAAAAAGGAAGAGGAAAAGGGAAAAUAAAUUAG